AAAUCUUAUUUUGCAUAAUCCAUUUGUAAACUUUUUUAGUAUCUUUUGAAGGAAAAGUAAGAAGGCAAUUGAGGGGUCUAAGAUGGCAAGAAUUGUGAGGAGUUGCCUGCAAUCACUGAUGAAAUGGGUGAACUAUGUGGUGGGGAUGGUUGGGUUGGCCAUGAUCCUGUAUGGCUUUUGGAUGGUCAGAGUUUGGCAGAGAGACAUGGAUGAAGGCUCCUCUUUUUACUCUACUGCUCCUUGGUUCAUUUAUGCUUUUCUGGGGAUGGGAGUUAUCUUGUGCCUUAUAGCAUGGAUUGGUCGUGUUGCAGCUGACAGUGCAAAUGGCUGUUGCCUUUCCUGUUACAUGUUGAUCAUGAGUUUGCUCAUCCUGAUUGAGGUCACAGUGGCUGCGGAUAUACUCCUGAAUUCAGACUGGGAAAAGGACUUACCUGAAGAUCCAACGGGAAGAUUUUCCGACUUCGAGGAUUUUGUGAAGUCAAACUUCGAUGUCUUUAAGUGGAUAGGAUUGCUAAUACUCCUAGCACAGGGAUCAUCGAUCCUGUUCACCAUCGUGCUUCGAUCAGCCCGGUCACGCCGGGAGCCCGACUACGAUGUCGAUGACGAGUACCCUCCAACGAAGCUUCCACUACUAGGUCAUCUAUCUCCACCACCUCCGUACGCCGUCGCGCCGCCAACUUUUGCCUCCAUUAAAUAGCUCUAAAAGCUUUAAAGAGAUGAAAGAUGGACGCAAAUUUAAGCUCUCUCUAUUCAUAUGCGAUGUGUUGCGUUUGCUGUGCUGUCUUUUCUGCUAGAACCACAAGACAUUUUUGUGGGUUAUAAGUCAUAUGUAUCAUGCAUGCUUUGUCGUGUCACGUUUGUUUGAUGUUUUGAAAACAUUGCAAAUUACACCCCUUAUAUUCAC
Messenger RNA from Rhodamnia argentea, 904 nucleotides. RefSeq names its product tetraspanin-19-like. Gene Ontology annotation, cellular component: membrane. The transcript is spliced from 5 exons. Bases 83 to 697 code for a protein of 204 amino acids. The record is from RefSeq and is a predicted model, not a curated record. NCBI's taxonomy places the organism in Eukaryota, Viridiplantae, Streptophyta, Magnoliopsida, Myrtales, Myrtaceae.